GUCCUAGACAUUAGGUGCUGCAGACUGGGAGGUCUUCCACAUCGGGGAGAGGAUCUUCCUCGCCGUGGCCAACAGUCACAGCUACGAUGUGGAGAUGCAAGUCCAGAAUGAGUCCUACGUCAUCAACUCUGUCAUCUACGAGCUGAAUGUGACCGCGCAGGCCUUUGUCAAGUUCCAGGACAUUCUCACCUGCAGUGCUCUGGACUGGGAGUUUUUCUCGGUGGGAGAAGAUUCCUUCCUGGUGGUCGCUAACUCCUUUGAUGGGCGCACCUUCUCGGUGAACAGUAUUAUUUACAGGUGGCAGGGCUACGAGGGCUUCGUGGCGGUGCACAGCCUCCCCACCGUGGGCUGCAGGGACUGGGAGGCCUUCAGUACCACGGCCGGCACCUACCUCAUCUACUCCAGCGCCAAGGAGCCCCUCUCCAGGGUCCUGCGGCUGAGGACACGCUGAGGCCGCUGCCAUCGGGAGCAGCUGGAGUGGCCGGAUGGGGCGAGACCCCAGGACCUCCCGCUAAAUGGCCCUGGACAUCUGGUGGGCAGAACCUCGGGUAGCCGGGGCCUGGGCUGUGGGCAGGGUGCAGGUGGGGCCAUCUGCAGCCUUGGUUCGGGCAGGAACAUGUAUCCACUUCUGAGCCACAGCCCCAGGGACAGCCUGGCCACAGCCCACAGCUCUGGGUCCUGCAGGCGGAGGUCCAGAGUCCCCACCAGCUCUUGCCCAUCUGAGUGUCAGGCAGGGAUUUCGCCACCAAUGAAACGUUCUAUAAAGAUUUACCUCAAACAACAGGCCCUCAGGCUUGUGACCCCGA
This is a messenger RNA of Sapajus apella (tufted capuchin), 806 nucleotides long. Its product is annotated as thrombospondin-type laminin G domain and EAR repeat-containing protein-like. The transcript is spliced from 3 exons. The record is from RefSeq and is a predicted model, not a curated record. NCBI's taxonomy places the organism in Eukaryota, Metazoa, Chordata, Mammalia, Primates, Cebidae. Bases 95 to 451 code for a protein of 118 amino acids. Gene Ontology annotation, biological process: signal transduction.